CAUUUUUUUUUUUUAUUUUUACCGGCAACAUGCUUGUUUCGACUGUGACUGUGGCGCGAUUGCUGCGAAAGCCGACAGGUGUCCUCCACGCCCAAGCCGCCGUGCUCGCAGCCACCCAGCCGAUGAUGAGGAUGGCGAUGGCAAUGACGAUGAGCGGCGGCGUUCGUCACCAGUCUGCAAGCGCGAGUGCAAAGACAGAGUGCUGCGGCGGCGGCUGCCAUGCGCCAAAGCAGCCAAACGCAGACAUUGCUGCUGCUGCUGCUGCCAGUGGUCACGCAUCGUCCAUCAACGCACAGCCACCAACGGCCCCAAAGAAGAAGACGACCAACGAGGCGUUCAACGAGCUCACGGAAACCGCCCGGCGUGACAUUCGCAUCCGUCACGACUGGACGCGCGCAGAGAUUCAGGAGAUUUUCGACACUCCCCUGCUCGAUCUGAUGUACCGCGCGGCAACCGUCCAUCGCACGCACCACGACCCACGCCAGGUGCAGCAAUGCACGCUGUUGUCCAUCAAAACCGGUGGAUGCUCGGAAGACUGCGCCUACUGCCCGCAAUCCUCCAAAUACACAACCAACGUUAAGGCCGAGCGCUUGAUGCAGCUCCAAAGUGUCGUAGACGCCGCUCGAAAGGCCAAAGAGGCUGGAAGCACGCGAUUCUGCAUGGGUGCUGCGUGGCGUGAUGUCAUUCACCGAAAGUCCAACUUUGCGCACGUUCUGGAGAUGGUGAGCGAGGUCCGCAGCAUGGGCCUCGAGGUGUGUGCGACCCUCGGCAUGCUGAGCCCCGAGCAAGCCGUGCAACUCAAGAACGCCGGCUUGACUGCCUACAACCACAACCUCGACACGUCGCGCGAAUUCUACCCCAAGAUUAUCACCACGCGAACAUACGACGAACGACUAAACACGAUCGCAAACGCUCGCGAUGCCGGUCUUUCCGUCUGCUCUGGCGGCAUCAUUGGAUUGGGCGAGGACCUCAACGACCGCGUCGGCCUCUUGCACACACUGUCAACGCUCCCGACCCACCCCGAAUCCGUCCCGGUCAACGCGCUGGUCCCGGUUCCAGGCACACCCCUGGGCGACCGUGAGAAGGUCAAGAUUUGGGAAAUGGUGCGCAUGAUUGCGACUGCCCGCAUUCUGAUGCCCGGGUCGAUGGUGCGCCUGUCUGCGGGCCGCGUCAAUUUUACUCCCAUCGAGCAGGCGCUCUGCUUCUUUGCUGGCGCCAACUCAAUCUUCACCGGCGAUAAGCUGCUCACCACCGCCAACAACGCCUUCAAUGAUGAUCAGACCCUGUUCAACUUGCUUGGCCUCGUUGGCAAAGAGCCCAACUUUGACCAAGGCCCUGUGCGUGCUACCGAGUCAGCAGAGGUGGAGAGUGACGCUUCCUCCGCAGAGCCCGUUCGUGCUUAAUGAGGCGGGCGAGCGUAACCACCGAUCGAUGUGGCGUAUUGUUUCAUUUUGGCUUUGAUCAUUGUCUGUGUGGUUGUGUGUCUGUUUUUUUUUUCUUUGAGGCUUGUUCUUAAAUUCACAACUCGAAAACAACACAUAGAUAAAGUGCAAAC
Messenger RNA from Capsaspora owczarzaki ATCC 30864, 1555 nucleotides. Its product is annotated as biotin synthase. The coding region runs from base 30 to 1403 and encodes 457 amino acids. The record is from RefSeq and is a predicted model, not a curated record. Lineage: Eukaryota; Filasterea; Ministeriida; Capsasporidae. Gene Ontology annotation, cellular component: mitochondrion. Gene Ontology annotation, molecular function: 2 iron, 2 sulfur cluster binding; biotin synthase activity. The transcript is spliced from 5 exons. Gene Ontology annotation, biological process: biotin biosynthetic process.